AUGAAUCCAGAGAACGAAAACGCCAAUAAGGGUGUGGAUAUGCAAAUAAACCAAGCUUCAGCAGACGCAGUGGCAUCCGAAAGUUUGUCCCCAAACUCCAAGGACUUUAGCGCAGCAUUAGAUGAACAGCCGCCGCCACUCAAACGGGCGAAACUGGAAGAAAAUUUUCGGCCGCAUUCAAAUCAGCCAGCGAGAACCACUUCUGAUGGAUAUAUCACACCUGGAAACACUAGCGAAGCCACCGGCUCCAUCAGCUCAGGCACGAACUCAAUAAGUUCCGGCAGUAGUGGGGUCUCUGGAGACCGAAAGGAGUCAAAUAGUGAGGAAAGUGAAGAAGUUCCUUCCCAAGAACCUGUCGUUGACCGACCUAAUCGGGAAUUCUUACGCCAGGACCCACCUCGGGCGAAUCGCCCUCACACUCAUACGCACCCUCACACACACGCUCACCCCCAAUAUCCGGUCACUGCUAUUCCGUUUCCUGUAGCUCAGCCUAUAACACCAUCUGAAGGUCAACAACCUAUGGCAGCUGGUGCGAUGCCUGCGAGGUUUAUGUCAAUCGAGCCGACCCAGUUGCCAAUAGCGACCGUUGCAGUGCCCAUACCUGCAGCCAACAUGCCGGUUAUGCCACCUCUGCACCCGAUGGUGUAUCCUCCACUGCCAGGUCCCCAGUUGCCCGCGAUCGAGAACUGUACGUCAUCUGCGACCAGCGGUGCUUCUGGGGUCCCCAUGAGCCCAGCAGUAACCCAAACUCAAUUACCGUCUCCCCAGCAAAUCAUGACAGGAUUCGACCCCUCAUACACCCUUGCUUUUCAUUAUCAUUUUUACCCGCCAGGCGUUUCAUUCUACCCUGUCGGUAUCCCUACGGGUGUGCCUGGAAUUGUGUUUCCAGGUACGCUGAACCAUGGUCUUUACCAGACCCCCAACACCGCUUCUUCUUCCUCUUCGAAUCAGUCGCCUCGCGCGCUGAGGUCCAGCACAGACGCUAGAUCAUCUUCGGACUCGAAGCUCGCAUCCUCUGCAUCCUCUGCAUCCUCUGCAUCAUCAACAUCCUCGGGAUCGUCGAUCGGUUCGAUGUUAGCAAUGACUAAUUCCAUCCCGACGAUGGUGCCCUAUGGAAUGUAUCCAUUGUAUGACAGCAACAAGUCAAAGGUGCCAGUUGUUGGCAGCUCGAAACGACAGUAUAGAUGCCCCUACGACGGUUGCGAGUGGUCGUUCACCCGAGCCAGUGACCAGCGGCGCCACAUCAAGUCUCACGAGAAGCCAAAAUUGCAGUGUCCGUUUUGGACCCCGCUCAAGUCGUGCCACCGGAACAGUGGCGCCUUCAAUAGACUUGAUGUCUUGAAAAGACACCUUCGACUUGUCCAUUUUGAGCCUCUUAAAGACGGACUUCACAGUGGUACGACCUCUGGCCGUUGCCGCCAUUGCCGAGUCGAUUUUGCUACCAUAAAAGAUUUUGUCAACCACUGCAAUGCCUGUGCGGCUCAUUUUUACAGCAGCAGCGGCAGCAGCGGCAGCAGCAGUGGAUCGGGGGCGGAUUCGAGCAGUUCCGACGGGGCAAACUUCAACGAUUAA
This is a messenger RNA of Wickerhamiella sorbophila, 1572 nucleotides long. RefSeq names its product Transcriptional regulator STP4. Bases 1 to 1572 code for a protein of 523 amino acids. Lineage: Eukaryota; Fungi; Ascomycota; Dipodascomycetes; Dipodascales; Trichomonascaceae. The record is from RefSeq and is a predicted model, not a curated record. The transcript has a single exon.